Molecule: messenger RNA, 1388 nt
Organism: Wyeomyia smithii (pitcher-plant mosquito)
Lineage: Eukaryota; Metazoa; Arthropoda; Insecta; Diptera; Culicidae
Exons: 4
Coding region: 192-1373 (393 amino acids)
Biological process (GO): intracellular signal transduction
Source: RefSeq, a predicted model, not a curated record
UAUUUUUCUGUGAUCUGUAUUGUUUAUUAUAUUUUUUAUUUGAGGAAUUUCAUGAAUUAUUGUUCAAAACUGCGUUUUUAAUGAAAAUUAUAUAAGUCGAAUAGAUCCAAGGAAUCGGCGCAAAAUCAAUAGUUUACAGAAUGUCAAAUUGAGUAGGUCAUUUUGGAUAAUAUCGGUUCUAAAUUACGGUCAUGUCUAAACCAAAAAUUUCCGUCUACUUUUUCACCAAUGGGCAACCUUUCAAACCACCGCACAAGGUUGUGAUUGAUCGCCAGAAAUUAGAGGAAAAUCAAGUUAUAGAACGUGUUCAUCGGCUGCAUUAUUACAACGGCUAUGUAAUUUAUACGUUAUUUGGACAGUUGCUGCGAUCGGUUCAAGAAGUCCACGAUGAUUCGGCCUUUGUCGCAGUGCCAAGAGAUCAAUGUUUUCAGCCGGGACCUUACGUUAAGGUAUUUCGGCAGUAUAUAGACGAGAAACUACCAACAGCAGAUGGGAAAAAAUCUGAUAAAAAGAAAAAACCUAUCACAAAACCCUUGGGAACAAGCUACGGUUGCAAAUCACAUGUUCCCCGAUUGGCUAAGGAAGUUCGUUUCUGUCCCGGAUGUCGCCAUGUAGCAGUUGAUACGCGUUGUCAAGAUUUCGGUACAACUUCCACUCGAGGCAAGCAGGAUACCUGUACGUGCCGAACCAUUGACCCUCACGGUGAAUGUGUUCCACUUCCGGUUCGGCCGAAGCAAAAAGUCAAACGAAAAAAGCAAGGUAAAGGAUGGAGUAGCUGUUUUCGAAAGAAAGAAGAGAAGAAAGAACCGGUAAUACGCAUGAGAAAGCGUGACUUAGAACAAAUGGAAAUUAUGCGAGCAAAGAAAAUGCAGAAACCCAAGAAGCGGCAACGCAAAGGUUGUUGCGGUGGACCAACAACCAAAGAAGAACAAUACAAGAAAGAGCGAGACAAGUUGAUUAAACAACGCAAAAAGCGUCUUGAAAACGAAGAGAAACGUAAGAUCAAGGAACAGAGGGCAGCACAGAACCGUAUCAAAAGUCGUCGGCGUCGACAACAGUGCAUGGCCCGUUGUUGCCCGUGUUUCAUAAAAAAGCCCGAACCUAUAUGGCGCCAACCAACACCGCAUAGCUGUGUGGAGCAUUUGAAAAAAGCCCGUGACCAAGCCAUUCGCCGAAGGCAGGCGCUGGGUAUUCCAGAACAAUCAUCUUGGGAAAGCAUUAAUUUUCCGCCAAGGUUUAAGAAAAAGAUAUGUAGUACCCAGACAACUAAGGAGGAUCUUAAAGAGGCCCGUAAGGCUGCUGGCAGCGGUUGGAGUUGUUUUGGUGGAAAGAAAAAGAAGACUGAACCUGAAGAGGAUCUUUGUUGUAAAUAAUUUGAUCUAGAAUAA